Messenger RNA from Triticum turgidum subsp. durum (durum wheat), 1479 nucleotides. Lineage: Eukaryota; Viridiplantae; Streptophyta; Magnoliopsida; Poales; Poaceae. The record is from the annotation of a GenBank genome assembly.
AUGUCGUUGAUCAUUGCCACUUUCGCAGCGCUUACUCUGUGCUUCGCCCCUGCUCCGGGUGCAGCGGCGAUCUCCGCGCGGCGUCCGCUGCAGGGCAACGACACGCUGGCCUCGGCGCAGGGCAAGUUCGAGCUCGGCCUGUUCAGCCCCGCUGGCAGCUCCGACGGCAGAUUCUACCUCGGGGUCUGGUACAAGAACAUCCCCGGCCAGACCGUCGUCUGGGUCGGCAACCGCGCGACUCCAUUGUCUGGCGUCGCCUCGGCCGAGCUCCGGGUCUCUGUCGACGAUGGUAACCUCGAGCUCGUCGGUCCCACCUUUGCCUCCGGCUCGCCGGUCAUCGUGUGGUCAUCGAACCUGUCUUCGUCGUCGUCACCGGGCUCGAACAACACGGCGGAGAUCCGCGACAACGGCAACCUGGUCCUUCUGGACGGCAGCAACUCCUCCAACGUGCUGUGGCAGAGCUUCGACCACCCCACGGACACGCUGGUUCCCGACGCGUGGCUCGGGGAGAACAAGCUCACCGGCGAGUACCAGGUGCUGACGUCGUGGCGGAACGCCCAAGACCCUGCGCCGGGAAUGUUCACCGACACGGUGGACCCCAAUGGGACCAGCGAGUUCUUCUACAUGUGGAACCUGUCCCGCACGUACUGGCGCAGCGGCGUCUGGACGGGGCGCUUCUUCGCGACCAUGCCGGAGGCGACGAGGAACGUCCUCUUCAACCAGACGUACGUCGAGACGCCGGCGUACCGGCGCGUCAGCAACGCGCUCUACAACAGCACAACCAUCACGCGCAUGGUGCUCGAACUAACCGGCCAGACAAAGCAGUACAUCUGGGUGCCCGCGACCCAGAACUGGCAACUUUUCUGGGCCGCGCCCACCGUGCAGUGCGACGUGUACGCGCUCUGCGGGACGUUCGGGGUCUGCGACCUGAGUAGCCAGCCGUCGUGCAGGUGCCCACCCGGGUUCGCUCCGGCGUUGGAGGGGGACUGGACAGUCAGCGACUGGAGCGGUGGGUGCCGCCGGAGCGCGCCGCUCUGGUGCCCAUACAACGGCUCGACGACGGACGGGUUCGUGGUGCUACCGAACGUGAAGCUCCCCGACGACUCGCUCGCCGUGGGCGCUGUCCAGAGCAAAGCAGAGUGCGAGUCUGCCUGCCAAAAGAGCUGCUCUUGCGAGGCCUAUACCUUCUCCACCGGGAGGUGCGCCGUCUGGCACGGAGAGCUCCGCAACCUUCAGCAGCUCUACGCGGACUCCGGCGUAUCCCGAUCGGACGUUUAUCUCCGGCUCUCGGCAAUAGGAUUGCGAGACCUCCACAACACGGUCAGUAAAGGCGGGAAAUUGUCAUGGCUUGUUCUUGUCAUGACAUUAGUAGGUGUUGCCGCACUGGGUGCGUCGGUAAUACUAGCCUGGAGGAUUCUCCUAGCCCGGAGGAGGCGCAUGGCAAACCAGAAGGGGUCGUCCUUGACCGUGUACAGCUAG